CAAAGAAAGCAACAACCCUCCGAACUUCCUCUCCAAACCUCUUUUUCUAAAGCCAUCACCCUCGUCUUCCCCAUUGCGAAAGCAACCAUGGCAGUUUUUAGGGUAUCUCUUCUUCUCCCAUUGCUUCUCUCCUCUGUUCUUCUCAUGAAUCGCCCAGUCAUUUGUGAUACAGAUGAGGAUGAUGAUCUUUUUCAACGUAUUAACAGCUAUCGGGCUUCAUUGAACCUGACAACCCUAACCAGAAAUGAGAAUGCUGAGUGCUUAGCUGAUGAAAUGGCUGAGCAAUUCAAGAAUCAACCCUGCACAAACUCCACUGGUGCCAAUACAGUACCAGGCACUGAAACUCAGUUAUCCAACUAUCCAACCCUUUUAACCAAAUGCCAUUUGAAUGUCUCCAACACAAGAGAUGGGGCUGUUUUGCCUGCAUGCGUACCAAAUCUGGUUCCAAGUCUUGUCGUCUCCAACUUUACACAAUCUCAAUACUCUGAGAAUCUCAAUGACACUAAGUAUACUGGAAUCGGGAUUGGUUCUGAAGGAAACUGGAUGGUUGUGGUUCUGUCCACAAGUACACCUGAAGGAAGCUUUGCAACAGACACAUCAGCCAACUUGGUUUCCAAGAUUCACCCUUUGUACCACUUACUAUUCUUGCCGAUGGUGGCUUUCUUCUUGCUGUAAACCAAAACUAAGAGGAGAACUAUAUUUUGUUUUCAAGGCUGCCAUUCGUUUGCUGAGGGUAACCAACUGGCCAUCUUUGAUUAUUUCAAUAGAUAGGAAAACUAUGAAACCAAAGAUACCUACUUUCUUUAGACAAUUGAGUCCAUAUCUUCGUUGUUCAAUUUGUAAUGUUUGUCAUUCAUCUUACUUAUUUUGGGAGGUCUAAUGAGAUCACAUAAUUGAUUCAUAUCCCACUGCAUUUCACUUGUGUAAUUUUUGAAAUUUUCUCUUGCUUGUUUGCUUAGAUUCUCAAGCUUGAAUGCCUUAGAAGGGCAUCACCUUGUCAAUUCAGUCCUUUAUCAACUCCACCAUGCUGAUAUAUUGAUGGUCUAGGUGAUGCAACAGUGGUUUUCUGGCGUGGUUAUGAAUUUGUAAUAGUAGUACCGUGUGAUAAAUGGAGCACAAUGAU
This is a messenger RNA of Rubroshorea leprosula, 1123 nucleotides long. NCBI's taxonomy places the organism in Eukaryota, Viridiplantae, Streptophyta, Magnoliopsida, Malvales, Dipterocarpaceae. The record is from the annotation of a GenBank genome assembly.